Molecule: messenger RNA, 1341 nt
Organism: Emys orbicularis (European pond turtle)
Lineage: Eukaryota; Metazoa; Chordata; Testudines; Emydidae
Gene: TUBB6
Product: tubulin beta 6 class V
Exons: 4
Coding region: 1-1341 (446 amino acids)
Biological process (GO): microtubule cytoskeleton organization; mitotic cell cycle
Cellular component (GO): microtubule; cytoplasm
Molecular function (GO): GTP binding; structural constituent of cytoskeleton; GTPase activity
Source: RefSeq, a predicted model, not a curated record
AUGAGGGAAAUUGUCCACAUCCAGGCUGGCCAGUGUGGAAACCAAAUUGGAACUAAGUUUUGGGAAGUGAUCAGUGAUGAACAUGGCAUCGACCCAGCAGGAGGCUACGCUGGUGACUCAGCACUGCAGCUGGAGAGAAUCAAUGUCUACUAUAAUGAAUCAUCCUCACAGAAAUAUGUACCCAGAGCAGUCUUAAUGGACUUGGAGCCAGGAACCAUGGACAGUGUGAGAUCUGGUCCGUUUGGUCAACUGUUUCGACCUGAUAAUUUCAUCUUUGGACAAACAGGUGCAGGAAAUAACUGGGCCAAAGGACACUAUACAGAAGGAGCAGAGCUGGUAGAUUCAGUGCUUGAUGUUGUAAGAAAAGAAUGCGAACACUGUGAUUGCUUGCAAGGAUUUCAGCUCACUCAUUCCCUUGGAGGAGGAACAGGUUCUGGCAUGGGAACGCUACUAAUCAGCAAAAUCCGAGAGGAAUAUCCCGAUAGGAUAAUGAAUACAUUUAGUGUCAUGCCCUCUCCAAAAGUCUCUGACACAGUGGUGGAGCCUUAUAAUGCUACACUCUCAGUCCACCAGCUGGUUGAAAACACAGAUGAAACCUACUGCAUUGAUAAUGAAGCUUUGUAUGACAUUUGUUUCCGCACCCUGAAGCUCACCACCCCGACGUAUGGAGAUUUAAACCAUUUGGUGUCUGCUACAAUGAGUGGAGUAACUACAUCGUUGCGUUUUCCAGGCCAGCUGAAUGCUGACCUUCGAAAACUGGCAGUAAAUAUGGUGCCAUUCCCACGCCUUCACUUUUUCAUGCCAGGGUUUGCUCCUUUGACAGCCCGAGGCAGUCAGCAAUACCGAGCACUCACUGUUCCAGAGCUCACUCAACAGAUGUUCGAUGCCAAAAACAUGAUGGCAGCAUGUGACCCAAGACAUGGACGAUAUUUAACAGUGGCAACAGUAUUCCGAGGUCCCAUGUCCAUGAAAGAGGUUGAUGAGCAGAUGCUGGCCAUCCAAAACAAGAACAGCAGCUACUUUGUGGAAUGGAUCCCAAAUAAUGUCAAAGUGGCAGUUUGUGACAUCCCACCCCGUGGCCUCAAGAUGGCCUCCACCUUCAUUGGCAACAGCACAGCUAUUCAAGAGCUCUUCAAAAGGAUCUCUGAGCAGUUCUCUGCCAUGUUCAGGAGAAAGGCUUUCCUCCAUUGGUUUACAGGAGAAGGGAUGGAUGAGAUGGAAUUUACAGAAGCAGAAAGCAACAUGAAUGACCUGGUUUCGGAGUACCAGCAGUACCAAGAAGCUACGGCAAAUGAUGGAGAGGAAACAUUUGAAGAUGAUGAGGAAGAGAUCAAUGAAUAA